This is a messenger RNA of Cydia fagiglandana, 3363 nucleotides long. It is a transcript of the gene Pxt, whose product is annotated as chorion peroxidase. Gene Ontology annotation, biological process: response to oxidative stress. The record is from RefSeq and is a predicted model, not a curated record. Gene Ontology annotation, molecular function: heme binding; peroxidase activity. The transcript is spliced from 15 exons. Lineage: Eukaryota; Metazoa; Arthropoda; Insecta; Lepidoptera; Tortricidae. The coding region runs from base 105 to 2459 and encodes 784 amino acids.
AUAUCGGUAUGAAAUUAUUCUUUCAUUUUCACCACCGCCUCAAAACGGUGCGCAUCGUAUAAUGUAAUUUUGAAUUUGGAAUAAUUGUUAGUUUAGUGGCCAGUAUGGAAUUGUUCAAAUUUGUUUUGUACGUGUAUGUGUAUAUUGUGGUGGUGUGUCCGAAUGAGAUAGAUAGUCAAGAACAUUUGAAACCAUUGGUCCCACAUGGUUACAAAGGGCACGACCAAACCCACGAACCUCCCUGCGAUGUCUGUCCCCGCCACGGACGGUGCGUGCCUAAGAUCCAGUGCCCAGCCCACAGAAGACCUGAAGCCAGCAACCCGCUGUGCCAUCUAGCGGGCCAGAGGGAUCUACUUGGAGUUUGCUGUUUCACUGGGAGUCUACAUGCUGCCGAAGCAGACCUAAAAGCCCGUGCGGCUACUUCGAUACCAGCUGAGGACGUGAAAACAGCACACACGGCUUCACGGCAGAAGCUUGCAGAAUGGCUGAGCAAGGCUAUGAAGCUGUUGAAAGAGCGGCAUGUGCUGGUUAAUAGCACUGCGCCUAGCUUCGCGCAUCACUUGUCUGUGAUGACAUACGACGAUCGAGCCGAAAAGCUGGGACUGGGCGCGCUGCUGAACCUGUUUGCUGCGCAAGAGUUGAAGUCGCGGCAGGCCUUCUCUGAUGACGACCUGGCGUUGGGGCUCACUGGGAAUACUGAUGGUCCAUUUUGUCCACCGCCCCCAUCAUGCCCUAACCCACCCAGCCGCUACCGCAGUAUCGAGGGCGAGUGCAACAACCCCGAGUUCCCCACCAGAGGCGCUGUUCACACCGAGUACGAGAGACUGCUUCCACCGGACUACAGUGAUGGAAUCUGGGCGAUGCGAGCCUCUACCACCGGUCUUCCGCUCCCCAGCGCUCGAGUGGUCAGCCAGAGUUUGCUCAUCGACGCCAACCACCCGAGCAACACCCACAACCUGAUGUUCAUGCAGUUCGGACAGUUCAUAGCACACGAUGUUAGUGCCGGCGUCGUGUUCACUAUCGGAAACGGAAGCGCGAUCUCCUGCUGCGCUGGCGACGGCGAGGUCCCACUUCCAGAAGACCAGCAACACUGGGCCUGCGCUCCUAUCGACACCCCACCUGAUGAUCCAUUCUACGGGACCUUCCGUCAUACGUGCCUCAACUUCGUCAGAGCCCAGCUGGCACCGGCUAGCGACUGCUCUGUGGGCUAUGCUAAACAGAUGAACGGCGCCACCCACUACGCCGACCUAUCCCAGCUUUAUGGAAACUCUCGUUCCAAGCCCGGGCUACUCCGAGCAGCGGGCGGUUUCCUCAACACCUUCAACGACUAUGGAAGGCCUCUUCCUCCUUUAACUAGGAGGGGGGAGUGCGUAACUACCAACGAAGGGGCUGCUUGUUUUGAGUCAGGCGACAACCACGGCAACCAAGUGAUCUCCCUCACCGUUCUCCACACCAUCUUUACCAGAGAGCACAACCGCGUGGCGCAGGCAUUGUCCAGGUUCAAUCCAGACUGGGACGAGGAUACAGUGUUCCUGGAAGCCAGGCGCAUCCUGCAGGCGGAGUUCCAGCAUAUUAUUUAUAAUGAGUGGCUCCCGCUGUUGUUAGGUCCACGUCUACUCCAGGCAUUCGGGCUGUCCCCGGCUGGGGGAUACUCCACGUCAUACGACUCUCACGUCAAUCCAGCGCUUACCACGGAAUUCUCUACCGCAGCCAUGAGAUUUGGACACUCCGUCGUGGAUGGGAAACUGGUAAUCCCCAGCCCGGCGAAAGGCACGGUGUAUGAAACAAUCUCACUUCCAGAAGUGAUGUUCCAGCCAUCGCGUCUGCGCCUGCGACCCUUUCUCGACCGUGCACUGACAGGACUCUCGUGGCAACCCAUGCAAUCCGUCGAUCCUUUUGUCACGGAAUCUUUAACCCGUUACCUGUUCCACGGGGGCAACCCCUUCGGCUUAGACCUGGCGGCCAUCAACAUACAGCGCGCACGCGACUACGGCGUCAGAUCAUACAACAGUUAUCGCGAGCUCAUCGGAUUAAAGCCCUAUGGCGAUUUCAACGAAUUUCCUCCUAGCGCGGCAAACCGUCUGUCCUCCGUCUACUCUAGUCCUGACGACAUCGACCUCUGGAUCGGCGGUCUGUUAGAAAAGCCAGUAGAAGAAGGUGUCAUCGGAGCGACUUUCGCCAACAUCAUCGCCGACCAGUUCUCCAGGAUGAAGAAAGGAGACCGCUACUUCUAUGAGCAUGGCCCUGAUGUGAACCCUGGAGCUUUUACUCCUGGUCAACUAGCUGAAAUAAAGAAGGUCACCCUAUCCAGGAUCAUCUGCGACAACAAAGAUGGAAUUGAGCUCUUCUCGCAAACUCCGAGUGCUUUCCUAAGGGCAGAUUUACCUGGAAACGAGCCGGUGCCUUGCGAUAGCCCACUCAUCCCAACAGUGGACCUCAGCAGAUUUAGAGAUAUUUAGUUAUAAGCUCUUUAACUCAGGAACAUCAAAUGUUUCAUGAUCAAUGUCCAAUAGCUUUUUUUAAACAAAGUCAGCUUGAAACGUUGAACGUCUCCAGUGCUGAAUUUAUUAGAUGUAAAAUGUAGUCAUAGAACUUUUAUAAAAUUAAUUAUGUCAUUAAAGUACGCAUUCAUUUCUUCCUCUGUUCUCGGUGUGGCAUGAUUGGUUUCUUCAAAACGGUUUUCAAUAUCCUCUUACACUGUUUCUUUAUUCUUCUUUAUUUCAUUUCACACUUGCUAGACUCAAACUUUAACUAUUACACAAUCUUCUUAUUUCCCUUACAACUCUUUGAUAGUGUUUUAAAAGCGAUUACAAUUACCAAUUUUGCAUGCAACCUUUUAAAACAUCGUUAAAAUGUUGUAGUGUUGAUUGCAAUGAUUUAUCUAUUAUGUUGAUUUGUUCUGACACAACGCUUCUAUCGUUUUGUGUUCUUUCUUUUUCUUUUCCAAUCUAGAACCCCACUGGUGCCCGACAGUGGGGUUUUAAACAAAGCGAUAUUAGAAUUGUGUCAAUAACUAAUUCUUCUUUGACUCUAGCACGUGUCCUCCUUCUGUUAUCUGUCUUUCUCUUAUGAACGUCGAAGAACCCAAUUCAAUGAUUUUUUCCGGAAAAAAUACAUGAAUUGGGAGUUUGAUGGCAUUGAAUGUAGGAAGAAAUUAAUUGUGGAAAAAUGUGAUUUUAAAGUGCUAUUAUAUUUUAAUUAGUCUGAGUAUGUCAUAAAUGCAUGGUGCAUGAUACUGAAUACAUUUUACAUUCAAAGGUGGCUGGUGCCUAUUGAGCUCACAAGUCGAAAUGUUUUAGUCUAAACUCUAAAUAAUAGGUGUACAUGAGCAGUGGUGAAAAUUAAUAUUACAAAUGUGUUUUG